This is a messenger RNA of Amaranthus tricolor (Joseph's coat), 2173 nucleotides long. RefSeq lists its product as uncharacterized. Gene Ontology annotation, molecular function: hydrolase activity. The transcript is spliced from 9 exons. The record is from RefSeq and is a predicted model, not a curated record. Bases 1031 to 1768 code for a protein of 245 amino acids. Lineage: Eukaryota; Viridiplantae; Streptophyta; Magnoliopsida; Caryophyllales; Amaranthaceae.
UUGUUUGUGGAUUCUCUUUCCAUAAAGGAAAUCUACUUUUCUUGAUCUUUUUUGCCUUUCAUCAUCUUUUCUUUUUUUUCAUUCAUCUCUUCUUAGUUGUUAUACAUAGACAUAGUAGUGUCUUACUGUCUUUAUCUAUCCCUGUACUAUAUUAAUUUAGGAUGCUUUCAGAUAUUAAGGUCGGUGUGUGUAGAAAGCUCAAAAGUGGUGAUUCAGAUUCUAGACUAUAUUUCCAUUUAUGCCCCAAUCUGUCUGUAUAAAUGUAGGAUUAGCCAGGCUUAGCUUUGUCAAUAUUAUUGUGGUAACAAACAAGGUGAUAUUAAAAAUGAAUCCGAUUGAUGAAGAUGUUGGGGGCUCAGGUAAGUUACCAAAGAUAUUAGUUACACAAUAACAACGCCAAAGCCUUAGCUUAAUUCCGGGUUAUAAUAGUUGUUGUACAUGCUUAAGAAAAUUUAGUAGUUUGUUGUCAAGUGCUUAGUGUACUAGUCUUUGUCUGCAAAAUUUCUGAACUUAAAUUGUUCUUGUGCUUUACACGGUGUUCGGAUAAAGAGAAAUGGAAGGAAAUAAAGAAGAGGGAGUUGAAAGGAUGGAGGAUUUCUUAUUUGGAUAACAAAAAGCGAGGAGGGAUUUGGAGGGAAGGGGUUUGGAGGAAAAAUAUUGACAAAUUUUGUUAAAAAUACAAUCUUUUAUAAAGCGAAAAAUUUUAGAGGAAAAACGAUCAUUUUCCUUCAUUUUCCCUUAUCUUCCCCCUUCUAACCAAACAAGUGCACUCUCCCUCCUCAACCCUCCCCUUCCUUUCCUUCCCUUUCCCUUCCCAAUUUCUUUCGAGUACUAAUUUACUAUCCAAACAUAGUGUUAGAGCUUUUACAUGUAACGAGGGAGGGGGUCGGUCUGUUGUAUUGUGUAAGAUCAGUAGCAACAAGUGAAUUUUAAGUCUGCUGUUGGAAUAUGUUAUCCUGUGCAGUCGCGCUGGAUAAAUGAUCUAUAUUAGAGUUGAAACAAAGGUAGUGAAGAUGCAACAGCUAGUCAAAUGACAACAGUUUUGGAGUUUGGAGAAACUCAUGUUGUCAGGCCUAAGGGAAAACACCAGGCUACUAUAGUCUGGUUGCAUGGAAUGGGUGACAAAGGCUUGAGCUGGUCGCAACUCUUUGACACACUCCCCCUUCCAAAUAUUAAAUGGAUUUUCCCUACUGCUCCUACUCGUCCAGUUGCACUUCUUGGUGGAUUUUUUUGCACCGCAUGGUUUGAUGCAGAAGAUAUAUCAGAAAAUGCUCCUGUUAAUAUGGAGAGUUUAGAUGCUUCAGCCACACACAUUGCCAACCUUUUGUCCAGUGAGCCCUCUGACGUUAAGCUUGGUAUUGGGGGUUUCAACAUGGGUGCUGCUACCGCCUUGUAUUCUGUGAUAUGCCAAGUAAUAGGGCGAUACAGCAACGGAAACGCUUAUCCUAUUAAUCUGAGCAUUGCUGUGGGACUGAGUGGAUGGCUUCCAUGUUCAAGCUUACUGAGAACAUGGAUGGAGGAAUCUGACGAAUCUGAGCAGCGUGCUGCGUCUGUGCCCAUUUUACUUUGUCAUGGAUCAGCUGAUGAAGUGGUAGCAUUCGAACACGGAGAGAAAGCUGUGGAGGCUCUUACUUCACUCGGAUUCCAGAAUAUUACUUUCAAGAGCUAUGAAGGGCUAGGUCAUUACACAAUUCCUGAAGAAACUGAACAAGUUUGCAAAUGGUUAACCUCGGUAUUGGAUCUUGAAGGGACCCCUUCAGAUUCUUAAGAUAUUGAACUUCGUGGACGUGACAGUAAGGUGAAGAAAGCAAGAAAAGGAGCAAUAUGUUCAAUUGCUACACAUAGAUGCAUGGCAGUUUAAGACAUUUUUAGUGUGCAUAAGGAAUGAUUCUAUAAACUAUAGUCUUUGUAUCAGCUACUAUUAGAUGACUAAUAAAUAGUUUCACCAUCUGUCUUACAUAUUGCUUGCUCUCCAGUUUUGCUUUGCAAAUCUUAUGCCUAUUUUACCAUCAAUGUAUAAUGUAAAGAUUAACUGAACUACACUCAAAAGAGCCGAAACAAACCAUAAUAUCAUAUUCAAAUUUAAGUAUCGAGUUUUCUUUUGAUACAUGUUCAUUACUAUAACAACAACAAUAUUUCAUUACUCCAAUUCCAAUAAGUGGCUUCCUAGGGU